Messenger RNA from Penicillium vulpinum, 1209 nucleotides. RefSeq lists its product as uncharacterized. Gene Ontology annotation, biological process: intracellular calcium ion homeostasis; calcium ion transmembrane transport. The record is from RefSeq and is a predicted model, not a curated record. Gene Ontology annotation, molecular function: calcium:proton antiporter activity. NCBI's taxonomy places the organism in Eukaryota, Fungi, Ascomycota, Eurotiomycetes, Eurotiales, Aspergillaceae. The transcript has 4 exons. The coding region runs from base 1 to 1209 and encodes 402 amino acids. Gene Ontology annotation, cellular component: fungal-type vacuole membrane.
AUGUCUCCCGGUCGGGACUCACCUAUGCUAAAUUACAAUUCCAUCAUGACACAGGUUCAGCAGCACCUAGGCCUCUUGUCACUUUUAAUACCUCUUAUCGGUAUCACAACAGGAGCCCUGAAGCUGAACAGCACUGCCAUAUUCACCAUCAACACGGUCGCUUUGAUUCCACUUGGAUCAUGGAUUAACCGAUCAGUCGAUGCGCUGUCCGUAGGUGGUAGCCGAGCUGUCAAUGAAGUGCUGAAAUCGACACUGGGAAACUCGGUGGAAUUAAUGAUCGGAAUUAAUGCGAUCGCACAAAAUCGAUUGCACAUAUCCCAGUCCGUGAUACUUGGAAGUGUCCUCAGCAACUUAUUACUGGUCCUCGGCAGCACCAUUUUCGUCUCAGGCUAUGACCAAAAGCGACUCCGGUUCGAUCGCACCCUCACAACAGUCCUCUCCUCCCUCAUGAUGGUUGUCUUUAUCCUCCUCGCCCUCCCCACCAUAAUGGACGUCUUCCCAUCCGCCAAAGCCACCCCGGAAGACCAAAUCCUCGUGACGCAACGCGUAACAGCCAUUAUCCUUGUCAUUCUGCUCCUUACAUUUCUCAUCUUCCGCCUCGGCACUCAUGCAGCCAUGUUCGCCAGCACCCCGUUCAGCCAGCGAGACCAGGCCCGUAACGGCAAUCAGUCUCGCCAGAACCACAUCGUCGAGGCUCAGAUCCCGCAGCCGUAUAUUGGCAAGGGUCCAGCAGCUAUAAUCCUAGCAGCUGCAUCCACAUCUGCGCUUGCGUGCGCGUAUUACAUAGUCAGCAGUUUGAAGGGGGUCGCCUCGAUCACGGGUAUGAACCAGUCUUUCCUUGCAGUGACACUUGUUCCUCUACUCGGAAAUUCGGUCAAGUAUCGCUCUAUCGUGGUGGGAUCCCGGACUUUCAAUCAGAUCGAGCUUGGGAUUAGGGCGGUUAUUAACAAUGUGUUGCGGAUUACGAUGCUUAUUGCUCCGCUGCUGGUUCUCGUUGGUUGGGCUUUCGAGCGGCCGCUUAUUCUUAGGUUUGAUGGGUUUGAGGCUACAACGCUUUUGCUUAGUGUUGUGGUUAUGACUUAUCUUAUUUCUGAUGGGCGGAGUAAUUACUUCGAGGGGUUGAUGUUGAUUGGAACAUACAUUAUCAUUACAUUCUCGUUCUUUGUUAGGCCUGAGGUGCCGGUGAAUGUCAUCUUCCUGGGUGUUUAA